Messenger RNA from Branchiostoma belcheri (Belcher's lancelet), 1880 nucleotides. RefSeq names its product synaptosomal-associated protein 47-like. Gene Ontology annotation, cellular component: plasma membrane; SNARE complex. The record is from RefSeq and is a predicted model, not a curated record. Gene Ontology annotation, molecular function: SNAP receptor activity; syntaxin binding. Bases 98 to 1366 code for a protein of 422 amino acids. The transcript has 3 exons. Lineage: Eukaryota; Metazoa; Chordata; Leptocardii; Amphioxiformes; Branchiostomatidae. Gene Ontology annotation, biological process: synaptic vesicle priming; synaptic vesicle fusion to presynaptic active zone membrane; exocytosis.
UGUUAUCAUCAUUACGUCAUUACUGCUCAGCUGUGUUUGUGAGUUCGUGUGUUGGUCAGUGGAUGUGUUCAAUGGUACAUGUAGGUCAACAAAAGCCAUGGCAUCUGUAGUCUUCCGCCCCUACCCCAUCUACCAAUGGAAGGCAUCCUACUACCAAGACUCCUUGCGGAAGUGGGUCUACAAUGGAACAUUAACUGUCACUGCUGAGGCAAUCGUUUUCCAUGACGACCCAUCCAACACUGUCAUCACCAUCCAUUUUGAGGACAUCACAGCAGUAAAGCGGCGUACCUCGAUGCUCGUGUUCAGUGCUGUUACCAUAGCAACGCCAGAUGAAAUACACUGGUUCUCCUCCCUGGCAAACCCAAUGUCUGUCUACAAAACCCUCGAACACUUCUGGAGGGAAAGGCUCAUACCGAUAAAAAGGUCGCACAGUAAGGAAAUUGCACAAAGCAGUGAAGUGACGUCCAAACUCGGGCAAGAGAUGCUCAGUCUCAUGUACGACUCGUACGACACUCUCGGGGCAGCGGCAGACGAGCUUCUCCACCAAGGCGAGCAGCUGGACGAUGUCUACAGAACCGUGAGCGACAUCAAUCAGGACCUAGACGUGGCGGAAACGGUCAUCAGCGGGCUGGAGUCCUGGAUGGGACGGUGGAAAGCACCCGGCAAAAAGUCUCGGAAGUUUGCCCAAGACAAGGAGUUAGACUGGAAGGCUACUUUUGUUGAGUACAGCAUUCUGUAUGCAAAGAAAGAGAAAGAUCACUACUUGCCAGGAUCACUAACUGUGUCUAAAGAAAGUCUGGACAUUAAAGACUCAAAGAUGAAGCUACUCCAGUCUUAUAGCUUAAGAGAAGUUUCUUCCAUAGUGGCUUCGUCACCCUGGCGGGCAACCAUUAGGAAGAACAUGAUUGGCCAACCCGAUGUUGUGUAUCAUAUCUCGUCUGCUAAAAUGCCCCUCAUCCUACAAGCAUUGGACCAUGUGAUUGGUCCAAAGAUUGAGUAUGAAGAGCCAGAGGAGCUGGUCACAUGGGAGGGGUCACGUAAAACUGCCGCACGCACACCUACAGCAACAGUCCCAAGCACAGAUGACCUUCCCCUGUCCAGCAUUCUGGAGAAAGAACAGCUGACCAUGUCUGGACCAAUCACGCAGAGCCAGGGACAGAGAACUGCCCAAUCAGAGGAGAGCGUGGUUUCUGAGGCUGAAGCCAAAGAGAUCACCAAUGUCCUGUCUAGUCUGAAACUUCUGGCAAUGGAAACACAAAGUCAAAUCGACCUGCAGAAGGAAAAGAUAGAGUCUCUUGGUGAUGAAGUGGACAGAACCACUGGUAGGGUAAACAAAGAUACAAAAAGAAUGAAGAAAUUAAUGUAAUCCUCCAUAUAAAUCUAUAAUGCAGAUAUGUUUUUCAGCAUUACUAUAAACACACAGCUGUAUACACAGUGUUCCCCAACCAGAUGUAAGAUAGGCCAGUCUUAGUUUUGUUUUUGCAACAUUUAAUAUGUCUUUCUAUUAGUGCCCCUAUUUAAUUACUCUUCAUCUGCUAAAGAGUUUAAAAGGUGCACUUCUAGAAAGAUGUAGCAAAAAUAUUAAACACUGACAGAGACUGACCUCUAUUCUUACAUCUGCCCCAGCAAUACUUCAGUAAAACUACAAAGUAAGCUGCAUUGCAAGUAGUGAUUUAUGUAUACUGUAACAUAGAUGUAGAUGGUUUGCAUAAGGGAACAUAACUUAAAGGUUGCCAUAGUUGUCAUAGUUCUGUAAAUAUGUUGAAGAUUUAUAUAUAAAUACUACAUAAGUCUGUAUUAUAUAUGACAAAAAAUGUAUUGUUGUGAAAUGUAACACCAACAGCAAGUGUGUCUGAAAUAAACACUGAAAAGACUGAAAA